Molecule: messenger RNA, 2064 nt
Organism: Spodoptera frugiperda (fall armyworm)
Lineage: Eukaryota; Metazoa; Arthropoda; Insecta; Lepidoptera; Noctuidae
Exons: 2
Coding region: 432-914 (160 amino acids)
Source: RefSeq, a predicted model, not a curated record
UCACCAUUGCACCCAUGCGAAGUUAGGGAAGGUCGCUAGCGCUAGUAAUUAAUGUAAUUAAUUAUCGUGGUGUUAUUACCGCUUUCUCUUUAAAUUAAUAUUAAUUAAUCUUUUAGUAAUUAACAAUAAUUUCUGUUAGUUAUUUUGUUAUUAACAUUUUACGAUAAAUGACUUUUCACAUCUCUGUGUUGUCGUGAUUAUAAUAGCGUCCAUUGUUUACACUUUCCCUGAAUUUUCGUUCGGUUUUUCUUGACAGUUGUAAACGUGAUGACGUCAUAACGCAAGCUAACGUACUAUUUGUAAACAUCGCGCAAAAGGGAAAGUUAUUAUUAUUGAACAUUCGUUUUAUGUAAAAUGGAUUUCGUAAAUGAACCACAAAGCGAUAAAACUUCAUAUUUACUGUCGGCGCACUAUAAAACGUAGAUUUCAAAAUGAAAAAAAACAACACGAAGCACAAAUGCGUAGCCUGCAAAAAACAGUUCCACUACAACUGCUUACUCAAAUACCACAUACGGAGAGAACAUUUCAACCUGAAGGGCUACCGACCGUACUAUGAAACGCAAAACAUUAACCAGAUCUGGUUCGAAAAAGUCCUAAACACUGACUUCUUGGCAAAGAUGACAAAAAUAUCCAACAAUGAGAUCGCUGUACAGAAAUUGAACGAAGGAACUACUAUUAAACCUACAGAGAUGGUGUGUGAAGAGAUAGAUCUUCACUUCUUGUAUCCGACAAACCGCUCACAGCCUUUAAAGUGUAGUUUGUGCUCCGAGACUUAUGCUAGGGAGAAGUUUAAGAAGCAUUUCAUGGAGAGCCACGGUCUGAUGCUGAAGAAGUCCUGUGAUAAGUGUAAACAGAAGUUUGUAAGUCCUACGGGUGUUGUCGAUCAUAUCUGUCCGGAGUCUGCGGUUGAGUAAGUUUAGGCUUUAGUUUGUUGUAUGUAGGUUUUAUAAUAUUUUUAUUGUAAGUUAGUUGUAUGCUAAGAGGUAUGAAGGAAGGGAUUAAUAUCAUGUGAUUUUAAUAUUUUUAGUGUCAGAGUCAGGUAUAGACGACAAACAAAAAUAACUGUCAAUUUUUUAAGUCACAUAUCAAACUGCAUAAUAAGCCAAUCUACCACUGUCACCGUUAGCCGACAAGACAAAAUUUUUAAGUACGCAUCUGUAUGUAACCAGUAUAAACUGACCGUUGAACGUUUGGAAAGAUCAUACAAAGCGAGACCAUGGUAAACUGGCCGCGUGUUCAUUUUGGUUUGUCGUCUAUAUCCGACAAAGAUGUUUAAAAUAUUAAAUGUAGAAUGAUGGAAAUGUAACCAAAGAGAGUGGAAGAAGUGUGAGAAAUGAUAUAAAAGAGAAAAGAGUAUCGUAUGCAUCGCACGCAACGGAUUUUAGUUUGUCUUGUAUAGAAACUCAUACAACUGCGUCCACUGAUCCGCAUCGUACGGACCGCAUCAUCGGCAAUGCGUACCGAUGACGUCAUACGGAAUGCGUACGAUGCAUGCGAUGUGGGCUUGUGGACGCUUACCUUUAUAGAGUAGAAUGGAAGAAGACAGAUUAUGCCGACCACCAAGUAACUUGGGACAAGGGCAGGAAAUUUUAUAGUUUUAGUGACUUUGACUCAUAAUUAUGGUAUUUAUUAUUAGCUUAUAAGGUCUGAAAUAUUUAUAAUUAUCCUACUAUGGUGCAGGAUGCCUUAAUGUUUGAUUAGAGGGCAAAAAAAUAUUGAAUUUACUGAAAGUAUGUAAUAGUAAUAAGUGUAUGAGAACAGUAGACUGUUCCCUUAGUAUGAGUUUGCUUUAAGUACGGUCUGAUUGGUUGGUUUAUUCGCACUGGCCAAUCAGAGCGCCGAACGCGCUCUCGCUUCGAUUACUUUAAACGUAAAGCAAAUUCGUAAUAAGCGUAGGUACUGCUAAGUAAGUAUACAGCUAAGAAAAUAAAGAUUGAUUAUACUAAAUAACUUAGCAGACUGUACUAUGACAUUUUUUAACAUAUCUAAAGAAAAAGAGGUUGUUGGUACUAUAAGUACAGUGUGUUGGAUAGACUGGGAAUAAAAAUCGUGAUAAAUAAUAUA